GGCGUAAACAUCUUCGAGAACAUGCUGAGCUUUGGUAACCACCUACAUAUUUUCUCAGACGAAAUUGCGCGUUCUGGUGAGCAGCUGGGCAAUACUCCACAAGCUUUCAGCCAUUUGGCCUUGAUCUCUGCAGCGUUCAACUUGGACAGGACACUGGCGACGCAUCACAGACGGUAGAAGCAUUGCGCGCUGUCGUCAGAACGACGGAUUGAAGUAGAUUGGCAUGUAAAUGUGCAUGUGUGCAAAGAUCUAGACAAAGCCAUUUGAGGCCCAAAUGACGAUCGGCUAGCUGCAAGCGGCGAGACGUGGG
This is a messenger RNA of Didymella exigua CBS 183.55, 310 nucleotides long. RefSeq names its product glycoside hydrolase family 15 protein. The transcript has a single exon. The record is from RefSeq and is a predicted model, not a curated record. Gene Ontology annotation, biological process: carbohydrate metabolic process. NCBI's taxonomy places the organism in Eukaryota, Fungi, Ascomycota, Dothideomycetes, Pleosporales, Didymellaceae. The coding region runs from base 22 to 177 and encodes 51 amino acids.